Messenger RNA from Closterium sp. Naga37s-1, 5562 nucleotides. The record is from the annotation of a GenBank genome assembly. NCBI's taxonomy places the organism in Eukaryota, Viridiplantae, Streptophyta, Zygnematophyceae, Desmidiales, Closteriaceae.
AUGGCUAGCCCUGCUGUACUCGCUUUCGAUGCUGAGGGCCGCCCACUGAAGUUUGACACCUGGCUAGAUGACUUGCACCUGUUCCUCCAGCUCACUGCCAAGGAGGACAUCUCGCUGUACAAUCACGCACUAGGCCUCGCUGCUGCCCCUGCUGUUACUGCUGACAGUACUGCCCGCUCCCAGUGGCAGACUCGUGACGCCCACACUCGCUUUGCUAUUCGCAACUCCCUGCCGGUAGAUGAGCGCGAGCACUUUGGCCAGCACAAAACUGCGCAGGCACUGUACACUGCUGUAGUUGCACGCUACUCCUCACCUGCCUCUGCUGCGCUAGGCCGUCUCUCGCUUCCCUACCUGUUCCCAGACCUGUCCGCUUUCGCCACAGUCGCUGACCUCACCACGCACCUCCGCACUAGUGAGGCUCGCUUCCGUGCCGCUAUGCCCGCUGAGUUUCUUGCCACCCACCCCCCCCCGCUCUGGCUCACUCUCUACCACCUUGUCACCCGUCUCCCUGACUCUCUUCGUGCGAUCAGGGACCACUUCCUCGCUCGCUCCCCCACUGAGCUCACCAUAGACCUGCUCGAGAAGGAACUGCUUGCAGCAGAGACUAGCAUAGUCGCUUUAGUACUGAGCAGGUCGGGACUGCGUCCGCUCCAAGCUGGCGCCGCAGCGGCAAGGGCAAAGGGGGCAAGGGAGGUGGAGGUGACGGCGGGGGAGGUGGGGGUGGGGGUGGGGGCGGUGGCGGCGGUGGGGGUGGUGGCGGGGCUGGAGGGGCUAGUGGCAGCGGUGGGGGUGGAGGCGGCAGCAGCGGAGGAGGUGGCCGGGGUGGGGGCGGUGGUUGGGGAGGCGGUGGACGCGGAGGCGGCAGGGGCGGUGGUGGUCGAGGUGGUGGCGGCGGGGGUGGUGGUCGUGGUGGCGCUGGCGGACAGCAGACUCCGUCGCCCCAGGAGCUUCGUGAGUGGUACUCUCAGCACGGGGGGGGGGGGGGGUGGCCUUAGCUGCACGUACGUCAUCCGCACUGGUGACCGCACUGGCCAGACGUGUGGGAGGGCGCACACCACGCAGCGCUGCUUCUCCCGCCUCGACGGCGCUUGGCGCACUCAGUUCCCUACUGCCACUGAGCUGCCCCGCUGGUUUGAUCUGAUCAAGAAGAACAUUGAUGUCUAUGCUCUUGACUUUGAUGCUAUUCUCACUGCCAUGUAUGUGUUGUCUACUAGUGGAGAGGUUGAUCAGUACCGGCGUGUUCCGCCCGACCCGGACAUUCGCACCAGUGAGGCUGCCGCUCUAGGUGCUUGCGUGUCUGCUGCCCCAGGUGCUGGUGAGGCUGCUGCUCUAGGUGCUUACGUGUCUGCUGCCCCAGGUGCUGGUGAGACUGCUGCUCCAGGUGCUAGUGAGUCUGCACCCCCAGGUACUAAGUCCACUGAGGCACUGCACACCUUCACGCUAGACUCAGGAGCUUCUCGCUGUUUCUUUCGUGACCGCACUGCCCUUGAGCAGCUUGCUCGGCCAGUUGCUGUCUCCCUUGCUGACCCCUCUGGGGGUCCGGUCAUUGCGACCUCCUCCACUGUCCUUCCUUGUCCUGCGGUUCCGCCGGGCACACUGUCAGGUCUCCACCUCCCCUCGUUCUCUACGAACUUGGUGGCGGGUUGUGCGUUCCAGGACGGGGGUGUCCACCAGUUCACCCCUGCCUACGAGCGCGUGACACACUGCACAUGUGCUCGGACGGACCGUCACCUGGCUACCUUCACUCGGCAGCCGGGGUCGGACCUGUACACACUGACCACUGAGUCCCCUCAGGUAGCUGCGUCUGCGUCUGCGUCAGGGCAGCUGUCUGUCCCCUGCUCGUGUCGCUCUCUGGCGCACGAGACUGUCCUCUGGCACCACCGCCUUGGUCACCCGUCAGUGCAGCGCCUUCGUGCCAUGCACAAACGGUACCUUGUCUCUGGUCUUCCCCGGGUACUCCCUCCCCUCCCACCCUCGCGUGCUCCUCCCUGUCUUCCUUGUGUCGAGGGGCGGCAGCGCGCCGCUCCUCACUCCUCCUCGUUUCCCCCGACGACUGCUCCCUUGCAGACGCUCCACAUGGACGUGUGGGGCCCAGCCCGCGUCUGUGGACAGGGUCAGGAGAGGUACUUCCUGAUCGUUGUUGACGACUACUCGCGCUACACCACGGUCUUCCCCUUGCGCACCAAGGGUGAGGUCCCUGCUGUUUUGAUCCCUUGGAUCCGCGCUUCACGUCUCCAGCUCAGCGAGCGGUUCCACUUGGACUUUCCUGUCUUGCGUCUGCACUCUGACAGAGGUGGUGAGUUCUCCUCCGACCUCUUGGCAGCCUACUGUGCGGAGCACGGCAUUGAGCAGUCGUUCACGCUUCCGGCCUCUCCACAGCAGAAUGGGGUUGCUGAGCGCCGCAUUGGCUUGGUCAUGGAGGUCGCUCGUACCUCCUUGAUUCAUGCGGCUGCCCCCCACUUUCUGUGGCCGUUUGCGGUCCGAUACGCUGCGCAUCAGCUCAACCUCUGGCCCCGUGUCUCCUUGCCGGAGACCUCACCCACACUGCUGUGGACGGGGGAGGUUGGCGAUGCGUCGCGUUUUCGGGUCUGGGGAUCUCGAGCUUUUGUCCGCGAUACGUCCGCGGACAAGCUCUCCUCCCGCGCUGUUCCUUGUGUCUUCCUUGGCUUUGUCCCGGACGCGUCUGGUUGGCAGUUUUACCACGCCACCUCGCGCCGUGCUGCUGUGGUAGACCCCCUCCCCCCUCAGGGUGCCGCUCCCUCAGGUGUGUCCCAGGUAGACCCGGUUGAGCCUGUCGAGGUAGCUGUCGACUCUCGUCCUGCUAGGGGUGCUGAGCCUGGGGGUGCGGAGCCUGGGGUUGCGGAGUCUGGGGGUGCUGAGCCUAGGGGUGCGGAGCCUGCGGGUGCUGAGUCUGCGGGUGCUGAGCCUGGGAGUGCUACACCUGGAGGAGCUCUCUCCUCAGAGCAGCUGCGUGAGUGGUACUUACAGUACUGCAGCCUCAGGAGGGGUGCUUCUGGAGCUAGGAGCGCUGCUGGAGCUGGUGCUAGUGCUUCCCCUCCUAGGCGGGCGCUGCCCUCUCCCCAGCAGCUCCGAGAGUGGUACGCUCGGCACUGCAGUCUCCGGAGUGGCGCUCCUCGCGUCGCGGACCCUGGUGCUGCUGGUGCUGCUGGAGGUGCUACUGGUGCUGGUGCUGCUGGAGGUGCUGGUGCUGCUGACGCUGCUGUAGGUGCUGCUGGUGCUGGAGCUACUGGAGCUACUGGAGGUGCUGCUGCUGCUGGCGGUGCUGCUGGCGCUGCUGGAGGUGCUGCUGGUGCUGGAGCUACUGGAGCUGCUGGAGGUGCUGCUGCUGCUAGCGGUGCUGCUGGCGCUGCUGGAGGUGCUGCUGGUGCUGGUGCUGCUGGAGGUACUGGUACUACUGACGUUGCUGGAGGUGCUGCUGCUGCUGGAGCUACUGGAGCUGCUAGUCCUGGAGGUGCUCGUACUGGAGGUUCUGGAGCUGCUGGGACUGAGCCUGCUGAGGGGGUUGGAGCUGGAGGUGCUGAGCGGCCGAGGCCGUACUACGUUCCACUCCUUCAGCAGGUUCUUGGUCUCCCGCCCUCUACUGGUCCUUCUCCUCCCCUACUGAGUCCACCGUCUGUCCAGUCGCAGUCACAGUUACAGUCUGCCUCUCCGCUGCCUGCUCCUUCUCCUUACACUGCGCCGUCGGGUAGUCUUACGGAGCGUCGUGAGCCUGAGUCUCGGCCUCCGUCGCCUGAGUCUAGUCCUGCGUCUUCUGAGUCUCGUCCAGAGUCGCCUGUCCACACUGCCCGCACUGGUCGUCGUGCUCCACGUGAGCGUCCUCCUCCUGUCCUAGGCACUCACUACAUGACCCUGCGUCCGUCCACUGCUCCACAGCGCGUCCCUCUGCCGUCUCCUCCUGCGUCCUCUCUUCCUGACGUUGCCGACCCGCCGUCAGACCUUACUCGUGCUGCCAGUCCUACUGUCGCGCGUCUCCUUGCCACUGUUGUCACUGACACUACCUUUGAGUCCUCUGCUGCGUCUGCUCUAGUCGCUGAGCUUGUUGACUUUGCUGCCGCCUGUCGUCUAGACUACGCCGCUAGCCUUGUCGCUGAGUCUGAGUCUGUCUGUCCUCCGUCCGUCGGGGGUGAGUGUGCUCUUGGCACGGACGUCCUUGAGGACAGACAGGAGGAGUUUGAGUGCUUUGCUGCUGCUUUACCUCAUCUCGUGUCCAUGCCGAUUGCCCCUGAGGGAGACCCGGAUGCACCAGACAUCCCGACCCCACGCUCCUACGCAGAGGCGAUGGAGGGUCUCUACUCCUCUCAGUGGCAGACAGCCAUGGACGCAGAGAUGGCUUCCUGGAAGUCCACAGGCACCUACGUUGACGAGGUUCCCCCACCUGGGGCGAACAUCGUCAGUGGCAUGUGGAUUUUCAGGGUGAAGCGGCCGCCGGGUUCUCCGCCUGUCUUCAAGGCGCGUUACGUUGCACGAGGCUUCAGUCAGCGAGAGGGAGUUGACUUCUUCCAGACCUUCUCCCCGACCCCGAAGAUGACCACUCUUCGGGUUCUGCUGCACGUCGCUGCUCAGCGUGACUACGAGCUCCACUGCCUUGACUUCAGCACUGCGUUCCUACAGGGCACCCUGCACGAGGAGAUCUGGCUGCGCCGCCCACCUGGCUUCACUGGGUCGUUCCCUCCUGGUACCCAGUGGAGCCUCCGGCGGCCAGUCUACGGUCUCCGCCAGGCGCCCUGUGAGUGGCACGACACACUGAGGACUACUCUUGCUGCUCUUGGGUUUGCUCCUUCUACUGCUGACCCGUCGCUGUUUCUACGCACCGACACCACUCUGCCGCCGUUCUACGUUCUCGUGUACGUAGACGACUUGGUCUUUGCUACUGCUGACACUGAGGCACUCGCCCACGUGAAGUCGGAGCUGCAGAAGAGACACACGUGCACAGACCUGGGUGAGCUGACAAGCUAUCUUGGCUUGCGGAUCACCCGGGACAGAGCACAGCGCACCAUCACCUUGACUCAGUCACACAUGGUGCAGCAGGUCCUUCAGCGCUUCCGCUUCACGUACUCCUCGCCUCAGCCCACUCCUCUGCCUACCGGUCACUCGCUCUCAGCUCUGCCUUCGGAUGAGUCCGUAGAGCCGAGUGGCCCGUAUCCAGAGCUUGUGGGCUGCCUCAUGUACCUGAUGACCUGCACUCGACCUGACCUAGCCUACCCGCUUAGCAUCCUAGCACGCUAUGUCGCUCCUGGCCGUCACCGGAAGGAGCACAUGGAUGCAGCUAAGAGGGUGUUGCGCUACUUGUGCAGUACGUCGGGCAUGGGGCUUGUGCUUGGAGGACGGCGCGACGUUGUCCUCACUGGACACUCAGACGCUUCUUGGGCUGACGACCAGGCUACUCAGCGGUCGUCUCAGGGUUACACCUUCAGCCUUGGCUCUGGCUCAGUCUCUUGGCGUUCUACACGCUCUUCCUCUGUUCUCAGCUCCAGUUGUGAGGCUGAGAUCUACGCCACAGCCAUGGCUGCCCAGGAGCUUUGUGGCUCACCUACCUGCUGA